Molecule: messenger RNA, 1214 nt
Organism: Anolis carolinensis (green anole)
Lineage: Eukaryota; Metazoa; Chordata; Lepidosauria; Squamata; Anolidae
Exons: 2
Coding region: 186-1091 (301 amino acids)
Source: RefSeq, a predicted model, not a curated record
GUGUCUUUAAUAACCACAAAACCCAGCAAUGACAACCCCUAAGUGGAAAUUAGAGAAAGAUAAAAUGGACUCUAGAAUAAAUGUAAGAAGGUCCUCACUUCCAGAGGAGGGGGGGUCUAAAAGACAUUUUAAGAGAGAUUAAGAAAAUCUUAGAGAAGCAGGACCUACUACAGAAUGAGGUCCAAAUGAUAGCCAAGAAACAAGAUUUGCAAUACAAAACAUUUCAGGAAGAAAUGGCAGAUUUAAAGAGAGAGUGGAGAGAGGAGAUUGGCGCGAUGAAGAAAGAAAUUAUAAAAAACUCUAAUGACAUAUGUGACUUAAAAAUAGCAAAUAGAAGGAUUGACAAAACACAAAGUAAAUUACAGGAAAAGAUUGAAUCCAUAGAAGAAAAGGGAUCCAAGUUGGAAAAAAUACAGGAAAGAUUGGAAUUUCAAGCAUUAGAAUUCCAACUGAGAUAUAGAAAUGUGCAAGAAGAAGAGAAGGAGAACAUAGGAUGGGUGAUAACACAACUAACAGCCCAACUCUUACAAUGUACAGAGCAAGAGGCCUGUGGGCAAAUUGAUAGGGUUUAUAGGGUGCAGUCAAAUUUUACAAAAAAAAACAAAGCAAUUAAGGAUGUUAUUGUACAUUUCCUGAAAAAAACUACACGUGAUGAAGUGCUAAAAAGAAAUGCUCGGAACCCAAUUUGGUACAAAGAGAGGAAAGUGAUUAUCUUAAAGGAAUACCCAAAAUCGACGCUAAACAGAAGAAGAAAAUAUUACUUCCUCACAGAUGAACUUAAGAGGAGACAAAUUAAAUACAGAUGGGAGAAAUAUGAGGGCCUAAUGGCAACAUACAAAGAUGAUAAAAUUUGGAUAACUACGGAAGAAGAAGCAAAAGACUUCUUUAGAAUGCUAAAGAAAGAUGUUAACGCAAAUAGAUCAUCGUCAUCAUCAGGCAGCGGUAAAAAUCCUAAAGAAACGAAGAAAAGAAGAGUCGACUCACCCAAACACAACGACCCAACAGUGGCCAAAUUGGACUUGAAUACUGAUCAGGAAGACUCGGAUGUGGGAGAACAGCAGGAAGAGGAAGGAACCCAUAGAGAUGAGUAAACAAGACUUGUGAUCGCUAGACUCUGGAAAUCCGCACAAAUGCCAACAAAAGAAUUAUGGUUAGAAAAACUACUGGAAAUCAAAAAUAUGGACCAACUAUCCUUCUUGAUCAAAAGAACGAAC